GACCCACAUUUACAGUUUUAUCGCGAAUGCCGUCCGGAGUGGACGAUUUUUCUCACGGAUUUUGGGCUCUUUGAAAGUCUCUUUCUAAAUAGGUUGCGUGCGUAUACCUUUAAAAAGGGACACAGUGAAGGGACAGUUUUCGGGAUAAGCGGGACCCUCCGAUCCGAGCAACGUGUGUAGAGGGUGUUGUGAUUGGGGACAGCUCAGCGUUAGAAGAUUGAUUGUGUGAACUCCUUUCCUUGUGCUCUGGCAACGAUUUCUUCGUCGGUUGUCGUGAUUGUCUUCGUCGGUUUCAAUUAAAAGGAUAUUCCGAAUUCCUCGCGGGUUAGUUAGUUCUUCGUGUGUUCUGCUGGGUUGGUUUUUCUGUUUUGUCCUCUGCAAAGCGAAACAGCGACUUGAAGUGUGUGCUAACAACAGACACUCGUCGCACAAAAGAGUUGCACGGUUGCGUUCCUUCGGGAUUUAUUGGUGUCGAAUAGCUGCGGUAUCAUUGGUGAAUGACAAAGUGUUUUCUAGGAGUGUUUUUUUUAGAGGUUUAUUGUGCAAAGUUGCCAUCGACCAGCACCAGCAACCCACCCCGCCAACUUGGUUUAGGGAAAGAGGAAGAAAUUUUCCCAAGAAAAUUUGAAGCAAUCCAACCAAUAACAACAACAACAAAAAAGAAGAAAGAAGAAUACAACAGCAAAUUUUCAGCAAAGUUGUCGGCAUUGGUCGGGAAAUUUAUAGCCGUCCUGUGGCUUUCGGCGGCGUGAAAAGCAGCAGCGCGUGUUUGGUUUCCGUUGCCGGUUUCUGGGUGUUUUGCUGUGCAGCAGCAUUGUUGUGAAGAAGCAGAAGAAAAUUGAACUAACCGAAAUCAAUUCUCGUUAAUGUUGUGGAAAAUCGGAGGCCAUUGUGAAGGUGGUGUGAUAUUGGUUGAUCCUUUAGGAAGUGGUUAAAGUCUGAAAUUUUGAAAUUAAGUGAAAUAAGGAAUGGUUUGCAGAUGAUUCAAUAAUCGUGAGCUGAAAACUGAAAAUAAUAAAGGAAGACGUGCGUACUUGAGAGUGAACAAAUGACGAGGACGAUGCCGGCGACAGCUCCAGCAUAACUGAAUAGGUUGCCUUCGACGACAUCCCCCCUUUCCCAAAGGCGGGCGUUUAGCCGGAAAAUUCAUCCCCCCUUACUACAACUAAUGCUUCUAGUGGGGGAAGUGAGAAAGAAAAUAGCAUAGCAGCAGCAAAAGGAGUGAAAAAAAAACCAUCCUUGAGGCUCCUUCGGGAGACGACCGAGGAACAUGUAUACCUCUUGAUGGAGUUUCCGAGGAAAAAAUCUCAUCAGUGACAUUGAGUGAAGUGAAUAUUAUGACAGUGACAAGUGGCUACAAAGGCAUCACCAGAAGCAGCAGAUGCCGAAGAAGAAUAGCACCCAGAGAGGAGCUGGGGUAAAAACAUAAGGGGGAAGUCAAUGAAAAAAAAGGGUAUUGCCACAAGCUCUACUGGUAGCUGAAGCCAACCAUCCUGUUGGUCCUGUCGUUGAGGAGUAGCAAAAUAGAGCGCCUCUCCCUCUGGUCAGGAUCACCGGUCGGUCCCUUGCGACCUCCUCGACCCCGUUUUGUUAUCGUUGGAGAAACCCCGUGAUCCGAAUCAGUGGUCUUGAGGAGCCUCCCAACCCCUUUCUGCUUCUCAUUGAAGAAAAAUCCUCCAAAGAGGACGACGCCGGGCAAAUUGUGUCACGUGCACCCCGAACCGAACCGGCUGAACCCAGAAUCGGCCAAAACAAAAAAUGGAAUUGAAAGUAUGGGUCGAAGGGAUUCAGCGUAUUGUUUGCGGAGUGACGGAAGUCACCACUUGUCAGGACGUGGUUUUCGCCUUGGCCCAUGCCACCGGAAAGACGGGCCGAUUCACGCUCAUCGAACGGUGGCGCAACAACGAACGGCUGCUGGCACCGCACGAGAAUCCGCUGAAGAUCCUGAUGAAAUGGGGCGAGUACUCGAGCGAUGUGCAGUUUAUCCUGCAACGGUCCGAACAGAAAAAGGACCAAGCCAAUAGUAACAACAGCAACAACAACAAUAACACCAGCAAUAGUAGUAGUAACGGAAGUAGCAACAACAACAACAACACUUCUCAGCAACAGCAGCUGAGACAAGUGUCCGCUAAUCUAGGGCCAGUGGUGACGCAACAGCCAACCGCACCCGGAAGCAAUCCUCAGCAUCCUCAAUCGCAACAGCAAAUCCUUCGGCAGCAACAGAAGCUAAACCAGAUCAAUAACAACAACAACAACAACAGCAACAACUUGGAUGACACCAAGAGCAAGCUGCUGGUGCAGAACAAUCUGAAAAACAGCACCGGAAAUGACCCUUUUGGCGGCAAACAACAAGGACAGCAGCACCAUCUGGUGGCCGGGUAUCAGCAUCAUCAUCAUUCGGCACAAGCAGAGCUGAUCAGCAAUUCGCUGCUACUAGACCGGGGGAAGGAAACGCGGAAGAGCCUUAACUCCGGGUCCCCGCCAAGUUUGAAAAGUACCGGCAACGCCAUAAACAACAACCAAAACAACAACAACAACAACAACAGCACCGGUAAAUCAUCGAACAGCACCCCCUCAGGUAUACUGACAACAACCGCAGCCACGAAAACAACACCGCCAACAGUCAAGGUCGAACAGGUGGGGGUGGUGAAAGGCGUUCCUCAACAGCAGCAGCAAAAAUCGCCGAAUACUAGCACUAGUUCUAGCUCCAGUAGUUCCAAUAGUAGUUCUAGCAGUAGUUGUACCAGUAACGGUAAUUAUCAACAGCAGCCAGUUGAGGCGACCUACGCCAGUGUGGUCAAAAAGCCCAAAAGUGAACGGCUGCAGCAACAGCAGCAAAUUGGCGGAAAUGCAAUUGUGGGUGAGUUCAAUGCGGCGGAUCUGAGGAAUUCCCUGGACCGGAAGCUGAACGGAUUGCUGUACAGCAAUGGCAUCAAUAUGGUUGCCCACCACCAGCCUCAAGGGACGACGACGACGACGACGACGGCCAUCGUUGGAGCAACCCUGAAAGAUAGUUCACGAUUCCACGGAGGAGGACCCAGCAGUGCCAAUCAUCUGAGCAGUAACGACAGUCUGCUACAGCUGGAUUCGAGCAGCAUAAGUAGCGUCAGUAGCAGCAGCAAUCACAAUCAGCUAAUUGGAAGCCCGGUGAGCGGCACCAACAACUCACCCAUCACCGGUAUCUCGUCGAAUGGGGCCCUGGUUCCGCCACCCUAUCGUGACCCUCCGCCCCCACGAAACUCACCCCUUUCACAUAAACUAGACAUCCUCAACGGCAACAACAGUAAUCCGAACGCCAGCAUCAGCAGCAACGGCAGUGGAAGUAGCCAGACGACCCUCAACAACAAUCUCAACAUCAACAAUAUCAACCGGAAACUGGAGAAGGAUAGCAUCAACAUGAACCUGGCCCUAAGUGCGGCUGCAGCUGCAGCUGCUGCAUCAAACGCUGGAACCCCAUCAUCCUCGACGACAACAGCCACCAAUGUCAACGAGCUGCUGAUGCUCAAUGAGCUGAAUCUGAACGAAUCCGGAACGAAUGGGUCGUCGGGUGGCCCAACUGGGUCCUCCUCAACGGCAGCGACGGCAUCAACCGGCCAGUACCGGGAUCUUAUACAGCUCAUCAAGUAUCAACGCGAGAAAAUCAAUACCCAGCAGGCGGAUCUGUCCAAGAGCUUACGAAGAGGACUUAAGUUCGACACCGAAAUCCAGUAUCUGGAGAGCAAGGGUCGCAAGCACCAGGAGCAGCUCGAUGCGCUUUCGCAGGAGAUCGGCAAAACGGAUCAGCUCUUCCGGCAGGGCAGCGAACAGCUCCAAACACUGCAGUACGUCGAAGAGGAAAGCGAACUGGUCCGGCAGCAGGAGAAAACCCUCAAAUCCGAAAUCACCCUGCUCCGGUCCAAGCUGGCCAACUGCGAAACCGAGCUGCUCCAGUGCAAGAACAAGAUCCGGCUGCUGAUGGACGAGAUCCAGGUGGAGCAGCGCAAGUAUUGCCGACAGUAUGACUCUAAUCGUGUUCAGUUAGAACGCCAUCUAAUGUCUGAAGUUGACAGGAUACAACUGGAGAUCGAUCUGGCCAUCCAGAGCACCGACCAAGCGGGCAAGACGACCGACAAGCUGAAGAGCGAAGUGGCCGUCAUCGAGAGCAACAUUGCCGAGAAGAAGAAGCAGGUCGAGCAGCUGGUCCAGGAGAUGAAGGAGGUCAACCUGCAGAGUUUGGCCGUAGCGCCGGCCGAUGAAGUGCGGCAUCUGCUGGAAGUGGGUUCGGUGAAACCAGGCAGCACCCGAAGGAUGAUCGGUUCCCCCCGGCAGCUGGAAAAUGCAGUUCCAACGAGCAAAAAUCCCCACGGAGUGUGGGUCUAGAAAGGAGCAUCUUGUUUUAUGCCUAAUUUUCUCGAUAUCGUUACAACACGAUGACGUACAAUAAGCUUGAUAAAAUUCGUUUGUUGAAGUUAUUCGAAAAAAAAAAGAAACAAAAACAUUGAAACUUAAGUCAGGCAUGCAAUAAGUUAAUCAACCAAUUGUGAUAUUGUUGUAAGAAUUGAAACAGAUAAAAAAAAGUUGUUAAAGAUACAAACACUGACGUAAAUAUUGAAAAGAAAAAGUUAUACUUAAGACCUUAGUAUAUGUUAGCUAGCUAGGAAGAAUAGCCUGAAGGCACUCAGAAGACAGAAAAUCUUAGACGUUGAUUACGUUAAGUUGGAACUUCAUCAACCGAUAACUUUUUUUCAAAAAAAAAACCACGAACGAUUUGUCAUGAUUGAUCCUUCCAAAGGAAACCUCGUCAGGGUUCAGCUUGAUGAUUUUUAUUUCGAAAACCAUUCCCAAGGGUCCAAUAAGCUACUUAAUAACAAUAUUUACAUGCGUUAGCAGAAUGAUGAUAAACAAAAACA
Molecule: messenger RNA, 4889 nt
Organism: Uranotaenia lowii
Lineage: Eukaryota; Metazoa; Arthropoda; Insecta; Diptera; Culicidae
Gene: RASSF8
Product: type-2 histone deacetylase 1
Exons: 8
Coding region: 1759-4359 (866 amino acids)
Biological process (GO): signal transduction
Source: RefSeq, a predicted model, not a curated record